Molecule: messenger RNA, 1292 nt
Organism: Equus quagga
Lineage: Eukaryota; Metazoa; Chordata; Mammalia; Perissodactyla; Equidae
Gene: SPDYA
Product: speedy/RINGO cell cycle regulator family member A
Exons: 8
Coding region: 332-1267 (311 amino acids)
Biological process (GO): positive regulation of cyclin-dependent protein serine/threonine kinase activity; positive regulation of cell population proliferation; G1/S transition of mitotic cell cycle
Cellular component (GO): nucleoplasm
Molecular function (GO): protein kinase binding
Source: RefSeq, a predicted model, not a curated record
GGUCGCAGCCGGCUGGCGGCCGGGAGCCGGAGACGCGGCGCGCGCAGCCUCGGGCCGGCCCCGCCCCCGGCGGCGGACCCCGCGCGCUGAUUGGCCCGCGCCGGCCUCGCUCCGGGUUGGCGGGAGGUCUCCAGGCGGGGCUUGCGGCUGUGUAGCGACCAGCGAGCAACCGUCUGAGGUCCGAGAGCGUCUGCGGGAGGCCGGCCUGUGGCCUCGGCCCCGCUCCUCAGCCCCAGGUUUCGGCAGAUUGUAAGGCUGCUCUUGCUUCAGGAAAAAAGAUGCAGAUGAGGCCUCCAGCUGUCUCCCAGAUGAGGAAUCUUGGGAAACCAAAAUGAGGCAUAAUCAGCUGUGUUGUGAGACACCACCUACUGUCACUGUUCAUGUAAAAUCAGGGUCAAAUAGAUCACAUCAGCCUAAAAAAACUGUUAAUCUGAAGCGUCCUAUUUUUAAAGAUAGUUGGCCAGCAUCUGAAAAAAAUGCACAUAAUAGCAAAAAGUCUAAACGCCCCAAAGGACCCUGUCUAGUUAUACAGCGUCAGGAAAUGACUGCUUUCUUUAAAUUAUUUGAUGAUGACUUAAUUCAAGAUUUCUUGUGGAUGGACUGCUGCUGUAAGAUUGCAGACAAGUAUCUUUUGGCUAUGACCUUUGUUUAUUUCAAGAGGGCUAAAUUUACUAUAAAUGAGCAUACCAGGAUAAAUUUCUUUACUGCUCUGUAUCUGGCUAAUACAGUUGAAGAAGAUGAAGAAGAAUCCAAAUAUGAAAUUUUUCCAUGGGCUUUAGGGAAAAACUGGAGAAAAUUGUUCCCUAAUUUCUUAAAGUUAAGGGACCAACUCUGGGAUAGAAUUGACUAUAGGGCUAUUGUAAGCAGGCGAUGCUGUGAGGAGGUUAUGGCCAUUGCUCCAACCCAUUAUAUAUGGCAACGAGAACGCUCUGUGCAUCACAGUGGAGCUGUUAGAAACUACAACAGAGAUGAAAUUCAACUGCCCCGGGGACCUAGUGCCACACCGGUGGAUUGUUCACUCUGUGGUAAAAAAGGAAGAUAUGUUAGACUGGGAUUGUCUUCAUCAUCUUCAUCCAGUGAUACAGUAGAGGUGAUGGAUAAACAUUCUCAGGACUCACACAACUCAUUCUCAAUGGACAUGGUAGUUGAUACUUCUCAAGCUUAUAGCUGUUCUCAAGCCAAUGACCAUCAAUCAAACAAAGAAAAGAAAACUAAUUUCAUGGAGAAAGAUAAAUCUAUGGAGUGGUUUACAGGAAGUGAAGAAUGAGAUGGCUCAACUAAACCAAUGUGGA